AUGAGGACCCUCAUCAGGACAUCAACUCCGUGCCGCACCAGUCGACGUCAUUUUAUCACACUCCCAAAACUCCCACAACUCCCGAACCUGCUCAAACCACUCUCCAGUUCCCGACACUACAAGGACCGUACGCUACUCAAGUACUCGCAACAAGAGUUUUACGACCUCGUCGCUAAUGUCGAUGACUACUACAAGUUUUUGCCCUGGUGCACAUACUCCAAAAUGUCUGCGCCCUUGUCUCUCGGAUCUGGAUCUGGAUCGGAGAGCACCGGAUCGGAGGAGAGAAGGAAGAAGGCUUCGGAUGCUCUGGUAGGGGUGGUCAAGGGAGGAAGUGAGGUGACAGUCCGACAUGGAGAGCUGGGAAUCGGAUUCAACUCACUUCAGGAACGAUAUGUCUCGACGGUGACCUGUCAGGAGCCUUGGGUGGUGCGUGCGGUCUCGUAUGACUCGAAACUGUUCAAGGAGUUGUCGACCACCUGGAGGUUUACGCCCAAUGUUCCCAAGACCUCGACGCUCGAGGCUACGAUGGAUCAGGAAGUUCAGGAAUCGCAGUUGUUAACCCGGCCGGCCGCUGAUGAUGAUAGCGAGAAGGAGUCUGUAGCUGCUGUAUCGGCAGAGGGGCAGGAGACAGAGACGGAAAGGGCGUCGCAGCAGCCAUCACCUCCUACAACAACGACAACAACAACAACAACAGCACCAGCAGCGACAAUUGCGACGCCAAAGGUACAGGAGCAACCAAGACACCACUUUACUGCCGCUGCGGUCUUUGGCGAGGCAGCCUUGCCACGUCCAAGGACGAUACCAUCAACUUCACCCUCGAAGUUGUCACCAUCGCCAUCUUCGCCAAGUCCCUCUACAGUGCCAUCGACAAGUAUACCCAUCGGAGCGCAGUCAACAUCAACCAAGGAGUCGUCGGCAACUUCUGGUCAAGCACCAGCACAUACACCAUCUCCAAAGCAAGUCAUUCUCCAAAGGACGGCCUCACCCUCAAACCUGGCGACCAUGAAGCCGAGCGACUACCCCUUGGUCUGGGUCGAUUUCGAGAUCGAGUUUGAGUUUGCGUCACCUGUCCACGCGUCCAUGUCCUCGCUGUUCUUUGACCAGGUCUCCAAGGAGAUGUUGGCGGCUUUCGUCAAGCGCGCUGAAGUCCUCUACGGAAAGCGGUGA
Linnemannia hyalina is the source of this 1167-nucleotide messenger RNA. The record is from the annotation of a GenBank genome assembly. Lineage: Eukaryota; Fungi; Mortierellomycota; Mortierellomycetes; Mortierellales; Mortierellaceae.